UUCUUUUUUUUUUUUUUUUUUUUUUUUUCUUUUACAAUGUACAGUUGGCUCAGUCUUUUGGAAGGAACACGAUGGUUACAACAUAUGUCUGGAUUGUUACGCGCUGCGGUAACCGUAGCGUCGGCGAUAGAAAGAGACGGUCGGCCAGUAUUGGUGCAUUGUAGCGAUGGUUGGGACAGGACGCCCCAGAUAGUCGCUUUAGCGCAGAUCCUUCUUGAUCCUUAUUAUCGAACUAUGGAGGGAUUCCAAGUCUUAUGCGAGAGAGAAUGGUUAGACUUUGGACACAAGUUUGCGGAUCGUUGCGGGCAAACUGUCGGUUGCGAAGAUCCGAACGAGCGAUGUCCAGUAUUUUUACAGUGGCUCGACUGUGUACAUCAGUUGAUUUUACAAUUCAAAUGCAGUUUUCAAAUGUCUCCAGCGUACCUUGUGAAACUUGCACAGCAUACGUAUUCUCAACUUUUCGGCACAUUUCUAUGCAACACGAAGCAAGAGAGGCUACAGUUAAGAAUACGGGAGCGUACAUUUUCGGUCUGGCGUUUUCUCAAUUCCAGUUCUUUUAUAAAUCAUUUGUAUUCACCUUUAAAGAAUCAAGUAUUAUGGCCAAGUUGUAACGUGCGCGAUCUUGUUUUAUGGUCCGAAGUAUAUUUAGGUUCUAUGGAAUCUCCUCUCGGUAUCAGGGACGAUAAACAAAGAGUAACGAUGCUGGAUAUUGAGGGUGGUGAAAGCGAAGAACCACAGGGACAAAUGACAAAAACUCGUUCAUACGGCGAUCUUAUGCACACCCCCGAUCAUGCGGCCUAUCUUCAUCGCCGACUUAGCGAUCCAAGUGCUUCGGUGGAAAAGAAGUUCGACUCGUUGACACUCGAUUCGGAAACAGGAGAGAAAGGAAGACACAAUUGCACCGAGAAUUGUAUUAUCGACGAUAUGGUAGAAAAAGACACAACGGAAAAUCAGAAUAAGACGCAAAAUUGUACAACAACGACGCAAACUUUGAACGAUUCGCCAGUCAAUCCCUCGGUAGACAGUUCAACGGAUACGCUAAUACCCAGUAAUGACUCUUUACUCGAUACAAUAGACAAGGAGACCAAAACGCAGAAAAAUUCGCCACCGGACAUUGUAUCUCCGUGGAUCGAGAGCAACGCGACCAGUCGAAUUGUUUGUUCUUGCAAUCGAAAUUACAAUCACAAUCAUAACGAGGGUAGUGACGUUAGUGACACCAGUGCACCGCAGAUAUCCAGAACACCUAGUAGCGUGUGCCCAGCUUCGCCAACUUAUCAAGAUACAGUGCCAGAUAAUCCUGAUAGAUUGGACGAUGUUGAUGGUCUUCCAGUUAUACAUUGCGAUGUUCAGAUGCGUGUGCAACAAAUAAUCGUAGAACAUAAGUUGAAGGAAGAAGCGUUAAGGAAGGAGUUACAUACAACGAGAAUGGCUCUGAUCAAGCAAGUUUGUAAUCAUAAUGCAGAGGUUGAUCGUGUUGAUGAUAUUGGUUCAUUACCAGAUUCGAUUGGAAGUACCGGCGAUCACGGAGAAUCAUUACCUUCGGAUAUGUCGUGGGAAGCAGUGGAGGAAUUGGGCCCUGCCCCUACUCUCUGGGUACCCGAUCAUGCGGUGAGUCGGUGUAUGGGAUGCGAUACGGAAUUUUGGCUGGGACGACGUAAGCAUCAUUGCAGAUGCUGCGGUAAAAUCUUCUGUGCGGAUUGUUCCGAAAAUUCGACACCACUACCUAGCGAACAACUGUAUAAUCCCGUGAGAGUUUGUAGCGAGUGUUUCUCUCGACUUCAUCGGCACACAAGCCCCUGUCAGUGUAAUGCUCGUCAUCAGAGCAGAGGAGAAAACGACGCGGAGUCAAAUUCUGAAAACUUGACGACUUGUCAAAGAUCAAAAGGUUUGAACCUGACGAAAGACAAUUGCUGCGAUAAUUUGCUGCAGGUUGCGCAUCAAAAAGCACAACCUCCAGUUACAGCAGCCACCGUAAAUUGAAUAUUCUCGCGCAAGCGACGAAGGGAACAGUUCGUAGCACUCGGGUUAUCGUUUGGUUUUCGACAAUGCGAAAAGCGUAUCCUUAAUACGAUAAGUCAGUUGCGAUACGUGUUCGCGCGUUUUACCAUUUAUGUCUGUGCGAUGUGUACCACAAGCAGACGUAUAUGUCGCGUGCGAGCUGAUAGCUACCGUCGUACAAUUAGAUGGAUUUGGAGCGAUCCAAUAUUUAUUGCUAGAGUAAUUAUUUGUACGAAAAAGAAUGCGUAGAGUGCAUCGGAAUAAGUGAGAGAAAAUAAGUCAAGUAUACGAUAGGUUGUAUAUGCCUUAUACAAUUUUACGUAUACACAUAAGCUAUAUAAGUUGAUUCAACGAGGAGAUACCUGGCUUCUUCGAACGAGACUAUUCAAGUUUCCCUGUUUUUAGACGAUCUUAUUCCCUUCUCAGAGACACAAUAAGACGAGGCCAAGGAACAUUUGGAUAGGCUGUGACUGACGUCUAGUUCUAGACACCGUACGAGGUGCGCUCUUAAUUAAUCGUUGAUCGAUCGAUCGAUGGAACAACUCGUUAUUAUUAUUAGUUGGAUUACGAUACGAGUAACCUGUAUUUGUAUAUUACCGCUGUUCACGAGAAUUGGUAUAUUAAAUGUCAUUAUCGUAACA
Messenger RNA from Frieseomelitta varia, 2639 nucleotides. Its product is annotated as myotubularin-related protein 3-like. The record is from RefSeq and is a predicted model, not a curated record. Gene Ontology annotation, biological process: regulation of autophagy; dephosphorylation. NCBI's taxonomy places the organism in Eukaryota, Metazoa, Arthropoda, Insecta, Hymenoptera, Apidae. Bases 37 to 1980 code for a protein of 647 amino acids. Gene Ontology annotation, molecular function: phosphatidylinositol-3,5-bisphosphate 3-phosphatase activity; metal ion binding; protein phosphatase binding. The transcript has 9 exons.